Messenger RNA from Carcharodon carcharias (great white shark), 1119 nucleotides. Its product is annotated as visual system homeobox 1-like. The record is from RefSeq and is a predicted model, not a curated record. The transcript is spliced from 5 exons. The coding region runs from base 1 to 1119 and encodes 372 amino acids. Gene Ontology annotation, molecular function: sequence-specific double-stranded DNA binding; DNA-binding transcription factor activity, RNA polymerase II-specific. Gene Ontology annotation, biological process: regulation of transcription by RNA polymerase II. Lineage: Eukaryota; Metazoa; Chordata; Chondrichthyes; Lamniformes; Lamnidae. Gene Ontology annotation, cellular component: nucleus.
AUGACCGGGAGAGAGGGGAGCUGUGAGGCUGAAUGCAAGCCGCUUUUAGGGGAUUUUCUAUCUGCAGCCAAGGAGUCGGAGAAGAGCAGCCGGUCCAGGGGCUUCGCCAUCACAGACCUGCUGGGACUGGAAAGCAGCGCCGAACCCGGUCCCCCGCAGCCGCCAGGGGCGCCCCCGAGGGAAGGGCAGCCUCUGCUCAGCGCGGGGCUGGGGCUGCUCUGCAGCCGCUCGCUCAGCGCCUUCCACCCGCCCGGACCCGCUUUCCUGGACGUGCUGUCCGAGCUGCAUGGUCGCCCGGCCGCCCUGCACAGCCGCAUGCCACUGCUUCGGAGGGUCACCUUGCUCGACAACUACCAGGCGCUACACAACAACUCCGCUCCAACGCUGGGGAUUUUGUUCUUGCUGGGCAUUUUUGACUUUGAUGGAUUUAACAGUGACCCUGGUUUAAUCCCUUCCCUGGCACCAGAUGACGAGAACACGUCGUGCGAUCACAAUGACCCGAAGAAUCCAGCAGCGUUGCAGUUGAAAAGGAAGAAGAGGCGACACAGGACUGUGUUCACAGCUCACCAGCUGGAGGAACUGGAGAAAUCUUUCAACGAGGCUCAUUAUCCAGACGUUUAUGCCAGAGAAAUGUUAGCAAUGAAGACAGAGCUCGCUGAGGACCGAAUACAGGUGUGGUUUCAGAACAGAAGAGCAAAGUGGAGGAAGCGAGAGAAAUGCUGGGGCAGGAGCAGUGUGAUGGCCGAGUAUGGACUGUACGGUGCCAUGGUCAGGCACUCCAUCCCACUGCCCGAAUCCAUACUCAACUCUGGCAAAAAUGGUUUGGUAGGAUCUUGUGCCCCAUGGCUGCUUGGAAUGCAUAAAAAAUCUGUUGACCCAACACUGAAAACUAAAAGUGAAGGAGAGGAUUAUGUGGCGAGCAGCAUUGAUUCAUCACAUACAGAGGUCAGCACAGACCGGGUGCCCAUAACCAACCGUGGCACCACAGCUGAAGAAGACAAUAUGGCCUUGGACCUCUCCAGCACAGAAAAACCAUCGAGCAAGGACAAUAGUCCAAAGCAAUACAUUUCUAGGCAGUCCAAUGUGGAGAUUAGACAAAGAGCACCGAAGAAAAAUUAA